Racocetra fulgida is the source of this 1034-nucleotide messenger RNA. The record is from the annotation of a GenBank genome assembly. Lineage: Eukaryota; Fungi; Glomeromycota; Glomeromycetes; Diversisporales; Gigasporaceae.
AUGACGUCGACGCUGCUAUUUUGGAAGCAGUCGGCGAUGUUGGGGAUGUUGGUGAUAAUCGUCCAGAAUGGAUUAAGAGCGUUAAUCCAAAGUCAAUUUAUAUUCCUCAACGCGGAGAUGUUGUUGCUUACUUCUACAAGGGCCAUCGAACAUUUGUUGAAAGAUCAACAAUAGAAUUUGUUGAUUCUAAGCUUGUAAAGGAUCUAUCCAAGAAAUCAAAUAUUAGUGCACUUCCAUACAACCGCUAUCAACUUAACGAUAUCGAAUUUCUGGAAAUACGGGACGUUAAAUGGUCCUCUGGACCUCCGCCAUAUGCUACUGUUUCAUGCGUUAUACUGGAAUAUACACCGACGGACGAUUCUUUGUAUCCAAUGGAGCCAAAUUUCCAGCAAACCAACAAAAAAAUAGAUAUCUCUUAUUUUGAUAUCGAGGGGGUUUGCGAAUUCCUCGUUUUGUAUAAGCGAUUUGUCACUGGUGUUAAUCAGAGUUUUGAAGUUGAUGAAAAAGUAGUAGUUCGUCUCGAUUCAACCGAUUUCUCUGGCACUAUCGCCAAAAUUAAUCCGAUAGAUGAAAACUCUUGGGAUGAAGAAGGACAAGAUCCUUCAGACUUUUUCACGUGGGAAAUUAGGAAAAGUGGAACACCAGAGGUUGAUUGUAGCCAAUUAACUGAAGACGAAAAGAGAGUAUUCGAUCAAGUAUUGACAGAAUUCAUCGAAAACGAAGAAUAUGUUCUUUUCCACGAACAUGUGGACUUUGCUCGAUACACAGAUUACCUUGAUCAUGUUCCAUACCCUAUGUGUCUUGAUAUGAUACUUCAACGUGUUCGUAAUGGGUUUUACAGAUGCAAACUGGGUUUCAAGAGUGAUUUGGACCAGAUCGCAAUUAAUGCUGUAGCUUAUAACAAGAAAAAUUCAGCAGUUGCAAAAUUAGCGAGCCAGAUGGUCUCUGAAAUUGAGGUUGCAUGCAACAAUCGUGGUGCACAGCUAGGAGGGGGUCCUUCAAAAAAGUGGAAAGGCAAGGCGAAAGCUUUCUAG